AUGCAUUUCAAGAAUCAAGAAUUAUAUUGUUAGAAAUGUAAUGAAAUCUCUAAAUAGAUUGCGGAGAGAUAACAAAAAGAAAUUCAAUACAUAAAUCAAAAAUUGAAUAAAAUUAAAGAUGAGAUUUAAGAAAAUUUCAAAGAAUUGUUUUUAUUUAUACCUUUUAAGCCUCUUUAGAUCUAAAAUGAUGAAGGAGAUUUUUAGAAAAAAAUAUCUGAAUAAAUAUACUAAAAGAAAUUGGAUUUUAAAUAAAGUUAUUUAAAUUGUUUUAGAUUUGAAGAAGUGUUAAAUGAUUUAAAUAAUAAAGUUUAAGGAAUAACAGAAAAGUUAAAUAUGUUGUUAAAAGAAUAUGAAAAAAUGCAUCCCCAUAAUUUUAUAAAAAAGGAAUGGAAGUUAGUAGAUAAAAAAUACUAAUAAGAAUUUUGUUGUUGUUUAACAUUUAAUAAAAAUAACUCAAUGUUAAUAACAGGAGCUGGGUAAAAAAUUAAGUUGUGGAAAUUUGUUUAAGGAUAAUUAAAUGUGACUCCUACAAUAUUAACUGGACAUGAAAAACCUGUAAUUUGUUUAGCAUAAAGUAUGAAAUAAGAAAUUAUAAUAUCUGGAAGUGAGGACAAGACAAUAAGGAUUUGGAGAAAAGUUGGGAUCAAUGUUUGGACUUCAACAAGUCAUGAUUUACAUUAACAAUGUGUUAUGGGAAUGAUAUUUGAUGAGAAAAUGAAUUAAUUGAUUAGUUGGAGCAAAGAGAAUGUUAUAAGAAUAAGCGAGAUAAAGAAGAAUUAUGAUUUAAAUUAAAUUUAAGUUAUGAAAGGACAUACUGGUAGUAUAGAUUGCGUUUGUUUAAAUGAGAUAGAAACUAUACUUUGUUCAUCUGGAAAUGAUAAAAAAUUAAUUAUUUGGAUGAAAAAUAAAAAUACGGAAUGGUAAUUUUAAUAUGUAAUAAAUAAUACAAACAAUGAUUUUAUAUGUAGGAUGUCCUUCCUUAAUUAAAAAUUGGUUUGUUUAUUUUGGAGUGAAGGUAUAAUAUAAGUAUUUGAAUAAUAAAAUGAAAAAUAUAUUGAAAAAUAAGAGAAAAUAUAAUUAAACAAGGAAUGUGACGGAGAAAAUUUAUUUCCUUGUAUUUAUAAUAAGCAAUAAAACAUACUAAUAUUGAAACAUAAUAGAUAUAUUUAUACUUUGAAUGAUUAAUUAAUUCAAUGUUGUGAACCUAUUGAUUGUAAAGAUUGCUAUUGUUAUGGAACGUUAGCUGAAGAUGGAAAAUACUUAGCCGUUUGGGACGACUCUUAAAAAAUGAUAUUUAUAUAUGAAUAUUUAUAGUUAUGAAG
Messenger RNA from Paramecium sonneborni, 1322 nucleotides. NCBI's taxonomy places the organism in Eukaryota, Ciliophora, Oligohymenophorea, Peniculida, Parameciidae. The record is from the annotation of a GenBank genome assembly.